AUGCCCUCCUUUAAAUUUGUGCAUGAAGAUAGUCAAAUGUAUUAUAAAGACCUAGACAACUUGUUCAACCAUGGCAAGAAGGGUGGGAAAAAAGGGCUAACUGAUAAGCACAAGAAGUGCAUUAAAGAAUUUGUUGCCAAAGAUGCAUCUGUCUAUGUUAAAGAUGUGAUGGACUAUCUUAUCUCAGUAUUUGGAGAGAUUGAUGUGUUGAAAGAGACUAUCAGGAGAUUUAUAGCCACUACAGGAAAAAAAGAGGGUCUGCCGGGGGUUCACUGGGGGGCCACUCAGAAGGUCACCCAGAUGGGUGUUUUUCACCUACCCACUUUUUUACCUCCUGCCUGUUAUGGAUUAUUGUAUAACCUCACUCAUUGA
Messenger RNA from Phycomyces blakesleeanus NRRL 1555(-), 372 nucleotides. RefSeq lists its product as hypothetical. The record is from RefSeq and is a predicted model, not a curated record. Lineage: Eukaryota; Fungi; Mucoromycota; Mucoromycetes; Mucorales; Phycomycetaceae. Bases 1 to 372 code for a protein of 123 amino acids. The transcript is spliced from 2 exons.